AUGGCUGAAGGGUCUGCUUUGGAGUUGCACAAGAAACGAUGGCUUCUUGAAAAUAACGUUCAGACGUCUGAUGUGAUUUUCAAAUAUAACAAAGAGGAACAACAAUCUAUCAGAGCUUUGAAGCCAUGGGAGAGAGACCCGAACUAUUUCAAGGUUUGUUUGUUUCUUAUUUGAAGGUCCUCCAUGCUUUUGAAAUUUAGGUUAUGUUUUUAGGAGGUAAAAAUGUCUGCACUUGCACUAUUGAAGAUGGUAAUCCAUGCACAAAGCGGUGGAAAUAUCGAAGUAAUGGGUCUGAUGCAAGGACGAGUUGAGACUAACACUAUCAUUGUAAUGGAUAGCUUUGCUCUACCUGUUGAGGGAACCGAGACCCGAGUCAAUGCUCAAGCCCAGGCUUACGAGUACAUGACCAACUACUCUGAGACUUGUGAAGCGGUAGGAAGGUUUGAAAAGGUGGUUGGAUGGUAUCACAGCCAUCCUGGUUACGGCUGUUGGCUCAGUGGUAUUGAUGUGGGAACGCAGAAUUUGAACCAACAGUAUCAGGAGCCAUUCGUCGCCGUUGUUGUAAGUAAUUAAAUUAUUUGCUUGUUUAAUUUUUAGAUUGAUCCGAUUCGAACUAUCUCGGCCGGAAAGGUUGACAUUGGAGCUUUCCGAACUUAUCCUCGUGGAUACAAACCUCCAGACGAAGGGCCAUCCGAAUAUCAGAGUAUCCCUUUGAACAAAAUCGAAGACUUUGGAGUUCAUUGUAAAAAUUAUUAUUCUCUCAAUGUUACUUACUUCAAGUCUUCGUUGGAUACGGCAAUUCUAAAUGCUAUGUGGACGACCUAUUGGACGAAUACUCUAUCAUCCAAUUCUCUCAAAACGAAUGCCGAUUAUUUGACUUCACAGUUAAAGGAUCUCGCUGCAAAAUUAGAACAAGUAAGUUUAAUUUGCUCGUAUAACGUUAUGCUUAGGUUGGAAACAAAAACUCGGCUCUGUUCACGGAAAGAUUGAGCAAAGCGACCAGGGACGGCCAGAAGCUGGGAUGUGA
This is a messenger RNA of Bursaphelenchus xylophilus (pine wood nematode), 1027 nucleotides long. The record is from the annotation of a GenBank genome assembly. Lineage: Eukaryota; Metazoa; Nematoda; Chromadorea; Rhabditida; Aphelenchoididae.